AUGCUGGUUGUUUCUGCGACGUCCAAAACAACAGCUGAGCUUGUAAAAGAAGGCUGCGCUUUAGCCAAGGAUGGCACUCCGAACGCCUUCUUAAAUGCCAUCAAAAAAUUUUCCGAAAUCAAUCCUCCUGCUGUUGAUGCACUCUAUCUUCGCGGUAAUGCUCACUUGAAAGUGGGUGGUCCCAAGCAUAAUCAACAAGCUAUUGAUGACUUCUCCAAAGCUCUUAGUCUCUACGAUAAUUCUAAUGAAAAACCAUCAGUUUCAAAACUCCGAAUCUAUUACAAACGAGCUUGGGUGCAUCACGUACUUGGCGAAUAUGAUCAGGCUUUAAGUGACUAUUCAGAACUUAUCAAUCGUGCUAGGUGUUCUAAAGAACAGGAUUAUAAGGACUUUUUAUCUAAAGGCUACAUUAGUCGUGGUCUCGUCUAUGAAUCGAUGCAACUUCUGCACAAAGCACUAGCCGAUAUCGAAGAGGGCAAGAAAUGGGCACAGCAUCCAAAUAAUCCCUAUUAUAAUUAUUGCCUAGAGCGAGUGCGUAUUACUUUGAAGGAGAGACAAAACGAGUUGGACGAUGAUGAAGAUGUCGAAGACACCGAACAAGAUAGUGAGAAUGACAAUGACAAAGACGAUAAAUCCAAGGAAGAAGAUGAGCAGGUUAGAUGUCAAAUCCCACCAUCCGAGGAUAUUGGAAAAAAAAUGACAACUGAGUCCAAAAAUGCUAAAUACGAUGAAAACUACUAUCAUGCUCUUCUUCUUAGUGAACAAGGAAACAAUAUGAAAGCCUUAGAGAAUUUUAAACAAGCGUUUUCUAGUACUACAAAUGAUUCUCAAAAGGCAGAAUGUCUAUUUCGACAAGGCCUUUGCCAGUAUCAACUUGGACAGAAAGAUGCUGCCCAAAACCUGUUCGAGCAAGCUCAGAAAUGUGACCCAAAACAUGCCCGAAAUGUCUUUCGCCUUGGGAUGAUGCAGGCAGCAGACAGAAAUUACAAAGAAGCCAUACAGACUUUGACUACAGCAUGCAAAUAUGCGCCUAACAGUGUCGAUAUUCUGUAUGAGCGAGCAAGCAUCUUUGAAAAGCUAGGUAGACUCGACGAAGCCAUGUAUGAUCGUCGUCGUGCCAUGCAAUUAGGACGAUCAGUUUCGGCCACGGUGAUCAUCCUUCAAGAUCGCCUACGCCAGUUAAAAGCUGAAGUACUUCAGCAGGGUGAAUCAGCUAUCAGACGCUUGAAGAUGGGUUGGGUCCAGGAGGCGCUACAUCAGUUUCAAAAGGAAACAACAUCAGUUCAUGAGGAAAUGGGCAAACUGAAGAAAGUAGUCGAACGAAAUUAUGAGGCGUACAAUGAGGCAGUGAAAGAAUAUAGAAUGGCUAUUGAAACCGAUGUCGAACAACUCUGCCCGGAAGCCCACGCACUCUUGGCUUUAUGCCAGAGAAAAGAAAAAGAUUAUCUGCCAGCACAUGAUGCACUUGAAAACCUCUUUAAAAUGUUAAUUGAUUCUCCUGACUCCAUGCAAAUGUGGAAAUCAUUCGUCAAAAUGAUCAAGAAAGACAGUUACUGGAAUGAUAUGGGUGUUGCUCCAUCGGAGAAAAAAAUGAAUGAAAUAAAACAAUUGGAUGCUGAUUGGCGUGGGAUAGCUAAGGACGAAAGAAGUUUCCAAGGCGAUGAAAACAAUAAUCGUUUAUUGUUCUAUCGAAAAUUCCGUAUUCAAUUAUCGAAUAUUCUUGCGGCGUUUGCUCUUGCUGGAUGUGACGAAGAAAUCUUGUCGCAUAACCUGAAAGGCUCCUAUCACAAGUGA
Messenger RNA from Rotaria sp. Silwood2, 1794 nucleotides. Lineage: Eukaryota; Metazoa; Rotifera; Eurotatoria; Philodinida; Philodinidae. The record is from the annotation of a GenBank genome assembly.